Messenger RNA from Lagopus leucura (white-tailed ptarmigan), 9975 nucleotides. RefSeq names its product RPTOR independent companion of MTOR complex 2 (gene RICTOR). NCBI's taxonomy places the organism in Eukaryota, Metazoa, Chordata, Aves, Galliformes, Phasianidae. Gene Ontology annotation, molecular function: protein serine/threonine kinase activator activity. Bases 8 to 5143 code for a protein of 1711 amino acids. Gene Ontology annotation, cellular component: TORC2 complex. The transcript is spliced from 38 exons. Gene Ontology annotation, biological process: TORC2 signaling; positive regulation of phosphatidylinositol 3-kinase/protein kinase B signal transduction. The record is from RefSeq and is a predicted model, not a curated record.
CGUAAACAUGGCGGUGAGCCUCCGCGCCCGCUCGCUGAGGCACCUCCGCAUUCGAGGUCGCAACGACAGCGGCGAGGAGAACGUCCCCCUCGAUCUCAGCCGAGAACCCUGUGAUAAUAUGAGAGAGAUUCUUCAAAAUGUGGCCAAGUUACAAGGCGUAUCAAAUAUGAGGAAACUAGGUCACUUGAACAACUUUACUAAGCUUCUUUGUAAUACUGGCCAUGCUGAAGAAAAGCUAGGUUUUACAUACGACAGGAUCAUAAUAUGCUUGCGGUUAGCUUUACUAAAUGAAGCAAAAGAGGUGCGAGCAGCAGGAUUGCGAGCCCUUCGCUAUCUCAUUCGAGACUCUAGUAUUCUCCAGAAGGUGCUGAAGUUGAAAGUGGAUUACCUGAUUGCCCGGUGCAUUGACAUACAGCAGAGUAAUGAAGUAGAAAGAACACAAGCACUUCGCUUAGUCCGAAAGAUGAUCACUGUGAAUGCUUCAUUGUUCCCCAGCUCUAUUACUAAUUCUUUGAUAGCAGUUGGAAAUGAUGGUCUUCAAGAAAGAGACAGAAUGGUUCGAGCAUGUAUUGCCAUUAUCUGUGAACUAGCACUUCAGAAUCCCGAGGUGGUGGCUCUUCGGGGUGGCUUAAGUACCAUCCUGAAAAAUGUGAUUGAUUGUCAGCUGAGUCGAAUAAAUGAAGCUUUGAUAACUACUGUUUUGCACCUCAUUAAUCAUCCAAAGACCCGUCAGUAUGUGCGAGCAGAUGUAGAGUUAGAGCGAAUUUUAGCUCCUUACACAGAUUUUCACUACAGGCAUAACCCAGACACGGCAGAAGGACAGCUCAAAGAGGACAGAGAAGCACGGUUCCUAGCUAGUAAAAUGGGAAUUGUGGCAGCAUUUCGAUCAUGGGCAGGUAUUAUUAGUCUGUGCAAACCUGGAAAUUCUGGGAUUCAGUCUCUCAUUGGGGUACUUUGUAUACCAAAUAUGGAAAUACGGCGAGGACUGCUUGAGGUUCUCUAUGACAUUUUUCGUCUUCCUCUCCCUGUUGUUGCAGAAGAAUUUAUUGAGGCACUUCUUAGCGUAGAUCCAAGCAGAUUUCAGGACUGCUGGAGACUGUCUGAUGGCUUUGUAGCUGCUGAAGCUAAAACUAUAUUACCCCACAGAGCCAGGUCACGGCCUGAUCUCAUGGAUAAUUAUUUGGCUUUAGUGCUUUCAGCUUUUAUUACCAAUGGACUUCUAGAGGGUCUUGUAGAGGUGAUCACCAGUAGUGAUGACCACGUGUCUGUUAGAGCAACAAUCCUUUUGGGAGAACUUCUGCAUAUGGCAAACACGAUUCUCCCUCAUUCUCACAGUCAUCACCUGCACUGCUUACCAACGCUAAUGAAUAUGGCAGCAUCUUUUGACAUCAUGAAAGAGAAGAGAUUACGAGCAAGUGCUGCACUAAACUGCUUAAAACGAUUUCACGAGAUGAAGAAAAGAGGACCUAAACCUUACAGCCUUCAUUUAGAUCAUAUUAUACAGAAAGCAAUCUCAACCCAUCAAAAAAGGGAUCAAUACCGUGUGCAGAAAGACGUUGUUAUUUUAAAGGAUACAGAAGAAGCACUGGUCAUGAAUCUGCGAGACAGCCAGGUUCUCAACCAUAAGGAGAAUCUUGAGUGGAACUGGAAUCUGAUAGGGACCAUACUGAAGUGGCCAAAUGUAAAUCUAAGGAACUAUAAAGAUGAACAAUUGCACAGGUUUGUAAGGAGAUUGCUAUAUUUCUAUAAACCUAGCAGUAAACUUUAUGCCAAUCUGGAUCUGGACUAUGCCAAGGCUAAGCAGCUCACUGUAGUGGGUUGUCAGUUUACUGAAUUUCUUCUUGAAUCAGAAGAGGAUGGACAAGGUUAUCUGGAGGAGCUGGUUAAGGAUAUUGUUAAUUGGCUCAACUCUUCAUCAGGAAUGAAACCUGAACGAAGUCUUCAAAAUAAUGGGCUACUAAAUACCCUUAGUCAACACUAUUUUCUGUUUUUUGGUACUCUUUCUUGUCAUCCUCAUGGAGUCAAAAUGCUUGAAAAAUGUAACGUGUUUCAGUGUCUUCUUAAUCUUUGUUCUUUGAAGAACCAAGAUCAUUUGUUAAAACUGACUGUUUCUAGUUUGGAUUACAGCAGAGAUGGCUUAGCAAGAGUCAUCCUGUCUAAAAUUCUGACAGCAGCUACGGAUAGCAGCAGGCUGUAUGCAACAAAACACUUACGAGUAUUACUGAGGGCGAAUGUAGAGUUCUUCAGCAACUGGGGGAUUGAGUUACUGGUGACCCAGCUACAUGACAAAAAUAAAACUAUUUCUUCUGAGGCACUUGAUAUUCUAGAUGAGGCAUGUGAAGACAAGGCCAAUCUUCAUGCCCUUAUCCAAAUGAAACCAGCUCUAUCUCACCUUGGAGACAAGGGUUUGCUUCUACUCCUGAGGUUUCUGUCCAUUCCAAAGGGGUUUUCAUAUCUGAAUGAAAGAGGUUACGUAACAAAGCAAAUGGAAAAAUGGCAAAAGGAGUACAACUUAAAGUACGUUGAGUUGAUUGAAGAACAACUAAAUGAAGCACUUACAACGUAUCGCAAACCUGUUGAUGGUGAUAACUAUGUUCGUAGGAGCAACCAAAGAUUACAGCGACCACAUGUCUACCUGCCAGUUCACCUUUAUGGCCAACUGGUGCACCAUAAAACAGGCUGCCAUUUAUUGGAGUCUCAGAGUAUUGUUACAGAUCUGAGUUACACUGUUCGUUCCCCAAUGCUGGAUAAGUGGGAAGGAAUCAAGCAGCUGAAAGCAGCCCUUUGGGCCUUGGGUAACAUUGGAUCAUCAAACUGGGGUCUUAACUUGCUUCAAGAGGAGAAUGUAAUUCCAGAUAUAAUGGCACUUGCCCAACAUUGUGAGGUUCUCUCCGUUAGAGGAACCUGUGUCUACGUGCUUGGUCUAAUAGCCAAAACUAAACAAGGAUGUGACAUUUUGAAGCAUCAUAACUGGGAUGCAGUAAGACAUAGUCGUAGACAGCCUUGGCCGGUGGUUCCUGAUGACAUGGAGCAGCUCUGCAAUGAACUUUCUUCUAUACCCAGCACUCUUAGCUUAAACUCUGAGUCCACCAGUUCUAGGCAUAACAGUGAAAGCGAAUCUGCACCUUCCAGUAUGUUCAUCAUGGAGGAUGAUCGUUUUGGUAGUACUUCCACUAGUACAUUUUUCCUAGAUAUUACAGAAGAUGGAGAACAAAUAUUUUACGACAGACCUGGGCCUUCAAAGGAGAAAGACCGUAGUCCUUUUCCCUUUUUUUCAUCAAGCAGAAUUGUGAAAAAUCGCAUUCUAAACUCUCUUACUCUACCUAAUAAAAAACACAGAAGUAGCAGUGAUCCAAAAGGAGGAAAGCUGACAUCAUCUGACAGUAAAUCAAGUCUGAGGCGGAAUCGUACCGUAACAGAGCCUUCCUUAGACUUUCCUUCUGGAGAGGAAUUCAACCCUGUUUUCAGAGUUCCAAAAAUUCAGACUUUACCAACAGAAACUUCCAUGUGCUUACUUCCAACAAAAGAGGAUACUGAUAGUACCCCAAGUAUUGGAGAAAAUGAUUUGAAGCUGCCGAAAGGUCUUGGAAAUGAAAUUCACCGAGAAAACACAAGCAGAGAAAGGCUAAUAGGGGAUGGUACUACACAAACACAUUUCAAGAGUCGUAGUUUAAGUUUUAAUACGGAUACAACAACAAGUGGCAUAAGUUCAAUGAGUUCUAGUCCUUCAAGGGAGACUGUAGGUGUGGACAGUACAAAUGUAGACACUGACUGUGGAAGUUUGAGUACUGUGGUAAGCACAAAAACAGUUAAACCUAGUCACUGUUCGACACCACAGUCUAACCAUCUGCCUCUCUCAAAAUCAAACUCUGUGUCUCUGGUACCACCGGGGUCUUCUCAUACACUUCCACGGAGAGCCCAGUCUCUUAAAGCUCCUUCUCUUGCUACAAUAAAAAGUCUUGCUGACUAUAAUUUCAGCUACACAAGUUCUCGAGAUGCCUUUGGUUAUGCUACACUAAAACGCUUACAGCAACAGAGGAUGCAUCCUUCACUGUCUCAUUCAGAAGCUUUAGCAUCUCCAGCAAAGGACGUGCUUUUUACUGACACUAUUACCAUGAAGUCUGGCAGCCUGGAUUCUCGGCUAACCCCAAGCCGAUUCAUGAAAGCUUUAAGUUAUGCUUCGUUAGAUAAGGAAGAUUUAUUAAGUCCUAUUAACCAAAACACACUUCAGCGUUCUUCCUCUGUUCGUUCCAUGGUUUCUAAUGCUACAUAUGGAAGCUCUGAUGAUUACAUUGGCCUUGCUCUCCCAGUGGAUAUCAAUGAAAUAUUUCAGGUAAAAGAGACUCCAUAUUUCCAGAAGAAAACUACACCUCCAUUUGAUGACCAUGGAGCAAGAGUUUUUGCACCUGAGGCAGGAGGUCUUCCAUCAGGCACUAGUGACUCUGUCAAAAGUCCUUUUCAGAUGCUCCGACAGCAGAUCAGUCUCACAGAAAUAAUGAAUACCAGCCGUUCAGAUGCCUCUCAGUUUUUAGAAAAUACAGAGGAUACUGGAUUACAGGAGCACACAGAUGAGAACUGCCUUUAUUGUGUCUGCAUUCAAAUUUUGGGUUAUCAGCCUAAUAACAAAGUGAACUCUUCAUAUAAUCGUACAGAUUUCUCAGACAUUCCAUAUACUGACUGGUGUGGGCAGACCAUACACAAUCACUUAGAUGUGCAUUCCUCCAAAUUUUCUGGAAUUUCAGGCUGUAGUGAUGCAGUAUCCCACGGUUCAGCCAGCAGCACCAAGAGUACAGAGCUUGUACUAGGAGUAAAAUCAAUCCCAGAUGAUACGCCAGUGUGCAGAAUACUUCUCCGGAAAGAGGUCUUACGUUUAGUAAUCAAUUUGAGUAGUUCAGUGGGAACUAAGGGCCAUGAAACUGGACUCCUGACAAUUAAGGAGAAGUAUCCUCAAGCAUUUGAUGACAUAUGCCUGUAUUCUGAGGUGUCCUACCUGUUAGCACAUUGUACAUUUCGACUCCCAUCCAGAAGGUUCAUUCAGGAGUUGUUUCAAGAUGUGCAGUUCUUACAGAUGCAUGAAGAGGCAGAGGCUAUUUUAGCAACACCAACAAAGCAACCAGUAACUGAUGUAUCAGCUGAAUCCUGACCUCUGUCUCACACAGUUAAUUGCAUACAGGCUUCCUGGAAUUCUCAGACAUCCUCCAAUUGAGCGGAUAAUAAAGUUUGGAGCAUCAUCUUUUAGACUGUUCCAGAAGCUACUGGUACCUGAAGAACGAACUGAAAAACCUUUUCUUCCUCAACCAAUUACUGCCCUAGUCUAUGGAGUCCCUUGGGGAUUUAUUAAACAUUAUGUAGUUCUAAUAAUAGUAAUUAUCAGUAUAUGCAAGAGCCGAGCACUGAACACCUCCACAAGUUUUCAUUUCAUUUUUUACCUUAAAUUUAAAAAAAAAAAAAAAAAAAAAAAAAAACAGAACAACACACAGAGACACCUAUGAUUGACUUCUAAUUCUGUUCUGGAGAAGCAGAAUUAUGCCUUGCUUUUUUUUUUUUUUUUUUUUUUUUUUCUUCUUUCUAUUAUAAAACCCCAGGAGUUGGAUGAGGGUGCAUUCCGUUGCCAGCAAUGGGGAGCUGUGCUGUGAUUGUGGACAGCAGGGGAUAAAUGUUAGAUCUUUUCUGUUGAUUUUUGUACUGUUUAUAACACUACUUGGGGGGUUUGUAACUUCAGACAGAAAGAAAAGCCUCUGAAUCUGAGGUUCCUUUAAGUUAUUUUAAUGUUACUGUAGUUGUAAGUCAUUUUAUUAGCAAUCUCUCCAUUUUCAUUACAUUUACAUACAUGUAUCUUAUCUGAACCAUUUAAGGAUUUUCACUACAGUUUGAUUUAAAAAUAGAAAAUCAUUUAAAGUUAAAAUGCUGAAGUCAAAUUGUUUUCCCUGAAUGAUAUGCAUGCGUUUGCAGUUUCUAUGCUCAUGCUCAUAUAGUGUGAAUGUUGGUCUUAUUCUUAACUAAAAACCUUUAACAGGCAUGAUUUGUAUCAGAUAAAUGAAUAUUGUAUAAACUAGACUUGAAGACAUUUAAUCAUUGCUGCUUUUGUGAGAAGGCAUAAGAGCGGUUUUCCAAAUUCCAUGAGAACAGCCUUUUAUAAAAACAAAGGUUUGAUUGAGUUUUCAGUGGAUGAGCGGUCAAGCAUCAGACAGUGCUAAUAAUUGUAGUGAAAAGCCUUAAGUACCAAACUUUGAAGCAACAGAACUUAAAAUUUUAUGUUGGUAUUUGAGACUUGUGAAAGUUAUAUGAUACAGUGACUGUUAAUGAGGAAAACACAUGCCUCUAACAACCUGGUGAAGUUUCUAAAGUAAAAAGUGCAAUCCUAAUGGAGAAGAAAAAUAUAGGAGUCCCAUCACUUCUAUAACGCAUCUAAAAAGUCAGAAGCCUUCAUACAAGGGUAAUAAAAAUAUAUGCAAAUGUGUAUAUAUACAGUAGCAUGGCCACCUUUGUUAGAAUGACUGUAAUAGAAGGGGUUACCCUUUGAUUUUGAUAUAGGUGAAUAAUUCAGCUGGACUGUACUAAGUAGAACGUAUUUUUAUCCAUUCACUUUUACCAUUUUUAUAAUUAUCAGAUUAAUACUUAAGUGAAGAUAAGUGAAAUUUAUAAGAUAAGUGAUACUCAUAACCAUAUUCUUACUAGCUAUGCUACUGGGGGUUUCAGUAAGUUGUCUCGUGAGCAGUAGAACAUGAAUCCUAAUGACAUUUUAAAAUUUACUUGCUUUUAUUGAAAACUUCAUCUUGCUGCAUAAGCACUGCUUUGCAGAUAUCACUUCACUGAGUUCUUAUAUGCACUGUGUACCAUCAGGAUCUCAUAAAGCAGAUCUGUAAGUUGCUGCUCAUAGCCAAGUCUAGUUCCUAAGAUUCUUCUCGUGAGUUCCCACUGAAAGAAGGGGCAAAUCUUCAGAUUCAAAUAUUUGGUAGUCAGUGACAGAAAUAAUGUAUCAGUGUCAAGAAAUGUUUUGAAAUAUUCUGAAAACAUACCACAUCAGUGAUGGACUUCUCUGGUUGUAAGAAAUCUUCUGUAAAACCAAAAUGCCAACCACAGUAGACCAAAUAGUGGUGUAAACUCCAAAGGAAGUAAUGUAAUUUUCCCAAAAAUGGGGCUGGUGUAUCUUACACAGUAGUUUCAAACACUACCUCAGUUAGGCUAGAGUACAAGAGAUUUGUUUUAGCAACUAGAUGGGGUUACAUCAAACAACUCCAUGUUUUUUUGUGUUUUUUUUUUUUUUUUUUUUCAGUUAAAGCAAAAUAAACAAAUUUUAUCACCUGUAUUUAAAUAAAACACACGUGUUCAUUUGUUACCAGCUUAAUACAUAGCACUUAAAGUAGAAAGCGCAAUAGAAAGGCCUCUGAUUAUAGAAAAAGGUAAGCAAAGCAAUGUCAGUAUACUUUUGAAAGAUUUAGAAUCUUAAAUUUCCUAAUAUACUUGCUUGUAAUGGGGAUCCAAGACUACAGAAACUUGAUGUCUGUAUUAUUGCUGCAAAUUUAGUUAAAAUGAUUUUUUCUAAAAGUGUGUGUGUCAGUAGAUUUCAACAAGUAAACAUAAAGGUUGUAAAGUCUGUACAUAACAUACAUUUCUAGAAUUAAUUUACAUUAAGCUCUUACUAGUGUUUCGUUUUAAUUGGCAAAUGAAGGGAUACUGAUACCUAGUUAUAAACUGUGAAUUUCUAAUUCUAUCAGUUGCUUUUUUUGUUUGUUUGUUUGUUUUAAAUAUCCCUUUUAAAGUUCUUAUUUUGGGGCUUUAUUUGCAUCAUGAUAAAACUUCAAAAGAAAGCUGUGGUAAAUUAAAAAAAAAAAAUGUGUCUAUUAAACCUAAUAAAGAAUCCUUCUAUUUUUCCUAGAAGGGGUAGGAAGGGAAGCUGACAGACCCACUCAUGGUUGGAAUACAGUCGAACAAAUGGUAAAGCAGACAGCGCUCGUUGACACAGAUUCAGUUUGCUGUGGCAAAGGAAACUUGUGACUGCUGAAGUGUGCUCACAUGGGAAAUACUCAGAACAGGUCUGAGGUGGAAGCCUUCGUGGGAGGGAGAGCCUGACUAUGAAACCAGGGCAAUGUAGCCUUCUAAAUUAUCUGACUCACUUUCUUGGUCAUCUUUGGUAGCCAGUGAAAAGGGAGAGCCCUUUUCAAAGGGCAGAGAUGUAAUUCCAGGGCUCUGAGUUAUUUCCUGCUGCUCUGCACUGCACAGGGAGGAGGAGGAAGCUUUUGAUGCCUGAAAUUCAGGGAUGCUGAAUGCUUCCAGCUGUGUGGUUGUCACUUGGAGCUGUAGAUAGUCAGGCUUUGAGGUACUCUAAGCUUGUAUGCUGGACCCUUGGCGUGUUGUGCUGGUGACAGAUGCUUUUCCUUAUCUGGCAGCUCUUAUUUGACCUGACAUAUAGGCCCCAAGUUUUUCCCCACAAGAAACAAUAGCCUGUAGUUCAGGGUGCAGAGGUUGGCACACUGAGGUGAACUGCCCUUAGAAACAUCUUAAAAGGUAGUAGCAACAGUACUGGUCAUUUUCUUGUCAUUUUGAAAUGCAUGUUGUGUCUUGAAUGAGAGUUGUAAUAUGCACUGAGAAGCCGAAGAAAUGUAUGGCGCUCUCACUGCUUCGCAGUGAAGACAGCUAUGUGAGAAACAUUUCAAAAACAAUAGGCAAUUGAAUCCCAGUGAGAAAUCAAAGAGUAGUUGCUGCUUCAACUGCAAAUCUGUGCGCUUGUCUUGAUGGCUGGCGAUUUGGCCUUCAGGAAGGUUAUGUUAACUUGUGAGCAUGAGCUCAAGCUGAGGAAUCACGGUGAAGUUCUUGCCAUGCUUUGGAUCUGCUCGCCUCCUGCUGUGCAGAAGUGCUGUUACUGGGGAUUCUGUGUGAAGGCAGCUGGAAGCCAGUCCUGAACAUUCUUUCUGUUACACUUUGUUAUCAUGUUCUUAUUAAAGGUAUACAAGGUGAGGACAGGACCAGUCCUUUGGGAACAUGGUAGAAACACUGUUUCUAUCUUGGUCAAAGCUCCAGUCUCCCUGUUGUGGUUCGUCUCGUUUGGCUUAAUUUGGUUCUGGUUUGCUGGACAGUUAUUUUCAUUGGCUUUUGUAUGUUCAGUAAAGAAUGUGUAUUUUCUUAGGGCUAUUUUUGUGACAUAGACAAAUAGUAACGCCACAGCAUGCAGAAAUUGCACAUUUUGCUUAAAUUGCUUUGUAAAACACAGUAUUUAAUUUGAGAAAUGUAAUUUAUGCCAUAAAAGUGUAACAUGCCAUUUUGCCACAGAGUAGGUUGUUUCAUCACAAGAUGCAAUAUCUUAGGGAGUAAAGGUAGACAUUUUAUAGGCUUAAUUAAAACAUUGUUCCAAUACUGGGCUGUCAGCAUCCCUAAAACUGCAUUAGAGGAGAUGAUGUAAAUUAAUCAUUCUGAGGAGGGAAGGGAUCAAGGAAAAUCUCUAGACUUACUCUCCCUGCCCCAUGUUGUCUUUAUUUAGUAAUACGCUGCUACAUAUUUGGAGGUUCUAGUGUUUGUAGGUCGCUGAACAGACAUUGAAAUCUGAUUUAUAUUGUAUACCUGUAACAUAGAAAGAAAAAGUAUUUAUAUAUUUUCCGUAAGAAUAUUGCAUUGAGCUGUGUAUAAUUUAAACAGAGGCUUGUCCCAAAAUGGUGUUGCCCACCUUGAUUUUUGUGGUUUUUUCUUUUUUUUUUUUCUUUUUUUUCUUCUUUUUUCUUUUUUUUCUUUUUUUUUUUUUUCUUUUUCUUUUUUUUUGUAUAGUGUGUACAGUUAUGUCUAUGGGCAUUAAAAGCCUCCUGAAGCAUAAUCUUAUCAAAGGGAUGCAUUGUUAAUAAAAUGUACUUAAACUUCUCGUAGUUGUUCUGGUCUCAUAUGUACCUCUCAAUGCUAGAAAUGGAUUAGAAUUUUAUUUAUAUUUGUAUGUUACUAAUUAACUAGAACAAGCUGAAGCUUUCCAAAUAAACAUUUUUUGUCAAA